GCCUCCGCCCCUGCCUGUGACCGCCCCGGCUGCCGUCUCCAGGGCGCGGACCGACGCGGGAAGCGGGUCGGCGAGGGACGGGGACACAGUUCGCCGAAAUCCAUGUGGAAUCCAACACUGGGAGACAAUGCUGCGAGCGAAGGAAGGAAGACAAAAAGCUAAAGGAGCAGCCCUGCCCGUCGUUCCAAUUCUCCAGAAGUUCCUGAGAACGUAUGAGAAGCACUGUGCACAGACUCGGACGUCCGUGUGCCCGGCCGUCAAGAGGGACCUGAAAGCUGGCAUUGACAAUGGACAGAUUCUCAGGAAGUUUAUACUUGUAAGACCUGAUGACUCCCCGCCAAGCAUCCCACCGAUUUCCUUGGAACCUUUGCUUAUGACAAUUCGAGAAGAGUGUUACACGCUGGGGAAAGAGAUCUGCAUCUGGGGCCUUCAACUGAGCAACCCAGAGAUUGCCAGACUCGCUUCGCUUCUGGAGUUGAAGGGGCGCAGCACCUGCCCAUUUACCACCCUAGAGCUCAUUGAUUGCAAGAUGGAUCCGUGGUCUCUCGGGAGACUUGGGGAGGCUCUGCAGUUCAGCAGUUUGCACUCUCUUGUCCUGGAUUACUGCAACUUUGGAAUUGAAGAAAUUGAGCGUAUUUUCUCGGGCCUGGAGAACAACCAAAGGCUCCAAGGCCUCAGCCUGCGUUACUGUGGUCUGGGGCCACGGAGCGGGCCAGCGCUGGGCUCAGUCGUAAGCCAGAGUGCUGUCCGUGAGCUGCACCUCGACGGCAAUUACUUGCAAUGUUCUGGAGCUCUGGCUCUGCUCAGACCCCUAGCAGAGUAUGCAGAGAUGCAGGGCAAAGGCUGGCCCACCACAUCCUCACCAGACGCCAGGAAUCCCCCUCAGCUGCUCGGAGUCAGCCACAGAGCAAGUUCAACUUUGAACCCGAUUACAAAGUCAUCUGGAGCUGUAACAGUGAAAACUACUUCAGGGAAGAAUAAGAGAAAGAAAGGAAUCAAGAAAAAAGUUAAAGGUUUGACUGAAGCUGGUCCUUGGUUAGUGAAAUUGCAUUUGGCAGAUAAUGGCAUAGAUGGAAAAGGAAACGAAGGAGAAAAAGGCUUGUUGGAAUUCACUCAGAUUUUAACAUGCCUGAUCAAAUACUCUGCCCACUUAAGGGAAAUUGACCUUGGAAACAAUGGCCUGGGAGAAAGGGCUGCUGCUGACAUACUUGAAGCACUGCGAGCCAGAAAGACAGGUAAACUGCCAGUCUUAAAACUUACAGUCACUCCUCAGAUCUCCUCAGACACCUUCCGAUCUAUUUGGAAAAAUAGCAAGAAAUCUAAUAUUACCCGUAAAAAGAAGAAAAAGACAGCAUCCCUCCAAAUGGGGAUCUCCUCCAAAUAAGGAAACUUCUGAUCACCAUACCCCUCAUGAAGAUGUCAGACAGAAAUGGAGGAAGUGUGGUUAAUCUAUAUAUGGAUGAUAAAUUGGAUUACUUGAAUUUUAUAUGCCAGGACAAUACGGUGCAGGAAUGAAAAGCACGGACUGGGGAGUUAGAUGAACAAGAAUUCUUUGUGGAAACCAGCUGCUUUCCAAGUGUGUGACUUUGGGCAAGUCAAUUAACCUCAUUGUGCCUCACUUUCCCUUUAUAUAAGAUACAGAUAAGAAUAGCAUCUAUCUCAUUUGGUUAGCAUUGAAUGAGAGGACACAUGGCAAGCAUUUUAGGUCAAUACUUGUUUCAUAGUACAUGCUCACAAAUAAAUAUUAGUGUCUCUGAUUAUUGCUGUUAUUAUUGUUGAUGUUAGAAUUGAGUGAUUCCAGUUAUUUCUCUUAGCACAGCUACACAAGAAAAAUAGUAAAGAAAAAAAGAUGAAGACUUAGGACCUCUGUAUUUUGAAGUAAAAAAAAAAAUGUCAUUCAUUCUAUGUACAAAUGUAACAAGCACUGGCAAGUUCAUGGAACCAAACUAACUGUGGGGGUGGGGAUGGGUAUAGUAAAUUAUGUGUCCUCUUGAGGAUCUUAGCAUCUAGCUAGGAAGACAAGAUCGUCACACAUUAAAAGUAAACAAUAAUAGAGCAUAAGAGUUGAAAUAAUAUAAGUCAUUAUCGAGGGUAACAAAGGCUAUAGAGUAGUGAGAUCAAUUUAGCAAAUCUCCAGAAUUUAAAUAUCCAAUGUCUGAGGCCUCCUGAGAAAUUAUUCCUGAUUUUAAAAAAAAAUUUGGAAAAAAAAUGGAAAUUUGCCACUGACAUCCACUGGGUGAGAGUGUAAAACCUGUUUCUCUUCAGGGGUCUUUUGGCCAUGUCUAUCAAAAUGAAAAAUACAUAGCUUUUGACCCAGGUAUUCUACUUCUAGAAAUUUAUUUUACAGAUACACUCUCACACUGUGCAAAGAAAUAUACAUGAGGAUAUUCACUGAGGCACUGUUUAUUAUACACUGGAAACAACUAAACGUUCUCAGAGGAUUCUCAGGGAAACAAAUCACAGGAAAUAUAUGUGGUGGAAUACUAUGCAGCCAUCAAGAGGAAUAAUGUAGAUAUGUAAAUGCUUAUACAGAAAGACAAAGUAAUACUGUUAAACAAAAAGAGCAGUCUAGAGAAUAGUAUAUGUGAAAAACUCAUAUUAAAAGUGAAGUGAUGUAAUAUGAGCCAGCAAUUUCACUUCUGAGUAUACACACAAAAGAAUUGAAAGCGGGAUCUUGAAGAGCUAUUUGUAUAUCUAUGUUCAUAGCAGCAUUAUGCACAAUAGUCAAAGGUGGAAGCAACCCAAAUGAAUGGAUAAACAAAAUAUGGUCUAUAUAUACAAUGGAAUAUUAUUCAGC
Messenger RNA from Equus quagga, 2797 nucleotides. RefSeq names its product ribonuclease inhibitor-like. Gene Ontology annotation, molecular function: protein binding. The transcript has 11 exons. Lineage: Eukaryota; Metazoa; Chordata; Mammalia; Perissodactyla; Equidae. Bases 128 to 1384 code for a protein of 418 amino acids. The record is from RefSeq and is a predicted model, not a curated record.